Messenger RNA from Amoebophrya sp. A120, 17096 nucleotides. NCBI's taxonomy places the organism in Eukaryota, Dinophyceae, Syndiniales, Amoebophryaceae. The record is from the annotation of a GenBank genome assembly.
GCAAUUCGCUUCGGAUGGUUGAAAGUGAGAAUUGCCGCAUGGUCGUUUUCGUUAGCCUCGAUAGACAUGCCAAGAAAAUGCAAAAAAGAUUGCUGACCUACUGUCCAUAGAUUAGUUGCCGCGCACAAUUGACUGUAGCGCCACCAUGAUAGAAAGUGCGGCCUUCGGGCACCAUCACGACCAAACUGGAGUUGCAGUGACGGCGCGCACAGAGGAGGCUUCGGGCUCGCGAGGGCCCCCGGCUGCUGAAAACAAAGGGAGUGGCACACAAAAGUCGAUCGUUGACGUCGCAGAGGAAUGUACGGUCUCCUUCGUUAUUCUGCCCGACUAUCCACAAUAUAUUUGCCGCAUUCGUACACAAAAUGCCGACGGUCCAGUGCCUGACUGACAAGAUUCUGUUCGUAUCUUCAUCGUGUUCAGAACGACAACUAUCGUUUUGCAGUUUGGAAAAAUUUGUACUAUCAACAUAGAUCAUGAUCAUUCUGUGCGUGUGCGGGAAAUAUGUACUAUUGCAUGCCGAGCACUACGGGCAAACAAAAGUGCUCAAGCUGGACCAAACGAUACGGGAAAUACGAGAGGCCUUGGAGCGGGAGCUGGCCAUACCAAACUAUGAGAAUGCGUAACUCCCCUUUGCCCUCAUCUGUCGUGGAAAAGUAGAGAUCCACGGAUGCUAAUUCUUCGAGUUUCAGCUGCGUUGUAGCCUUAGCUAGUAAUUGUGAGCAGCGUAGUGCUCGGACUCGACAGCAGCAACCACUACAACAAUAGGUCAGCCAAGGGCCGGGGCAACCUAGAGACGAGCAACAGGCCCCGUCGUACACAUAAAGCGCGCCUUAAUGACGACAGCAUGGGCGAAGAACCAUGGAGCUCUGGAUGGAGACUACUACUCCGCUUCUCGUCGUUGGACUCACACACGCCUGCCAAGCUGAGCGACUAGAGCCUCCGCCUUUGCGGUCCCACGGGGACACUCUUCAGCGGUUCAAUCGCUCAGCAGACGGGGCGAAAGCCUCCGGCUGCGCUGCGCCCUGUUCCAGAUUCCUUCGCGCCUAGUUCAUAUCCAUGAACCCCAUCGGUUCCAACCAGGACCGACGGACGAGCGUGAUCGCAGUAAGACCAUCGGGGGAAAAGAGGCCGCUUCGCGGAUCCCUAGAGAAGGCGCCGACCUAAGCUCGGCAGGGGCCGAAUCACAUUGCCUGCGUGUUUGCUGGUGAUUGGAAAAGUGGCGCGCCUGCCACCUCGCAAAGCUUUCGUGGCUGCCGCCGCUGCGUCAUGCCGGUGGGGCACUUGGCCCCCUGUGAAGAAACUCACAGUGGGGUGGCUGGGCUUUCGGGGGGUUCGCCGGUUGGCGUGAGAAACAGGGGGGCAGGCCCAAAAAGUGCUCGCGGCGAGGGGCCUAUCGGGGCGGAGUUUUCGUAAUUCUCCGCAGCGCUGCGCUUGCGCCCCCGGUGCAGCAUACUGCUGGCGCCCUUACUCGGCGGGGGCGGCCCCGGAGGCUGUUUUUCUUUCGUUUUCUCCAAGGGCUGCCUCGCACUACCGCCGCCCGCGCGCGGGCUUUUCCGCCAACGCACUGGGGCGCGCGCUCUGCGUUUUCUUUGUGCGCGCGCCUCCUAGAUCACGCGCGCGCAGCUCUCGCCUUUGCCCCGCCCGGCCCUGCUUUGCCCGGCGGGCCGAGUGCCGAGGCGGCCCCGCGUCUUUUGGCCGCUACCGCGUUCCCCCGUGGAGCCCAGAUAGCUGCGCCCCCGCUCGGACCUGGCGGACGCUCGGGGGGGGGGGCGCGCCCUCUCGAUUCGCCCGGGCGUAGCUCCUGGCGCCCUUUCAUGACCUUGCAGCCCCCUUCUGCGCCGGGCGUCUCGGGGCCGCUUUGCGUGUUUUGGAAUUGCGCGCGCCGACGAAAGACUUCACGGUCGCGGAGCCCAACUACUCGGGCCUUUGUCCCGGACGCGUGCGCUCGGCAUACGCCCGGAAGCCCACGCGGCGGGCUUUCCGGGCAAGCGGCGCCGCCAUUUCCGACAAGAGGAAAAAUAAGGCGGGGGUGGUUCGCUCACACGACACGGACAAAAAUGCGGCUGGCACACUGGCUGAAUUCUGCAAGAAGGGUCGCGCCAGCGGCGACUUCCUCGAAGCAAAAAUCCCACAGGCGAGCAGCCUUGCUAGCAGUUGCGAACAACGGAGCGCCACAACUGGAGUUGCAUGAGUAGACCCACCCGCAAGCUAUCAAUCUAUAUGAGCCAGGGCCUUGGUGCGCAAAAACCCGCCGGCUUGUGCGUAUUUGCUUUGGAUUAAGCGCGCCGAGCGGCCCGCUGCGGCCUCGGCGGGCGCUGUCCUUCGCGCGCACCGCGGAGGGGGGCCCUUGUGUGGGAUCCGCGGCCCGCUCAGAGAGCUUGCCGCGCCUUUUUUGCGUGCCGCCGUACUUUCCACGCGCGGCGCGCCCGGUAAUUCCGCGCGCUUCGCUGUGCAUUAGAGCCCUCCAAAGCCGGGCUGGUCCGGCCCCGUUCCUUGGAGUCUUUUUGCUCUUUUUUAUUUGCCACUAUUCACCCUCGGGCAAAGAAAAAAAAUAGGCGCACGGCCCGCCUUCGGGGUGCUCGAAAAUGGGGAACCGCGCGGGGGCCCAAGGAAGCCCCUGCGGUCGUGGGGCGGUCUUCGUUGCCCUGGGUCUGUCCUCUGCACUGCCACCGACUCUGGGAGCUGCGGCCGCGCUUUUUUCUCCACUGCAGCCAGGCUGGUGGCCUCAGUGAGUGCGUGUGUCGGCUUGGGUCUCCCUCAGUCGCGCGCCUGUGCAGUUUCUCUAAAAGCCGGAAGGGUCGUUUUCUCGUCUAUCGGCAGACUUCGCCGACCCCGGUUGCCGCUCCCACUAGAUCCAACGACUGCUGUAAUUGCUGACUUUUCUCCAGCCGGGUCCCAUCCUGUGCAUUCGUGACCCUCAAAUAGAGAGGAGGGCGGGUUGCGCAGUUUCAUACAAGCAAGUCGCUCUCUAUGAUGCAGCUCACGGGCGUCGAAGGUGGUGCCGUAAGUGGUACACUGCAAGACACGAGAAGCCUGCGGCAGUACGGUGUUCGGUGAUAAAAUGAAAAGCGCCCCGACCCCAGCGCAGACUGGCAAAUACAGGAGGGGAGCGUAUUUGGAAAGCUGCAUGUGCAACGCAGAACAUGAUAGAUUUUUAGCGACGCUCUGUGUUGCGCGGCGGCACAGAAUCUAUACAUAGUAUGCGCCAUACCAGAGCGUCCCGGCACCACCGCUAGGCUAUGAGACGAAAUGGACAGUGUUUAUUUUCUUCACGUGACAUCGCUGUAGGUGCAGGUUCAGGUCUCCUGUAUCAAUCUGUACCUUCUUUGCUUCUUGCUUUCAUGUGGAAAGGCGGGAGCAGCGCUUUUGCACGCGUUUUUAUUUAUCUGGAGCGUCGUGGGUCGCUCAGUAAACAGAAAGCGACACCAGGCUCCAAGUUCAGCCGCAGAGCAAAGAGGAAAGACAAAAACUGGCUACCAACUGAUCCGACGAAAGCGCGGAAGCGCUUUUCCUGCCUGCUCUUGUUGUCGCUCGUAUACUUUUUCUGAAUCUGUUAAGGAGUGAAGUUUGGCCAGUUUCUGUCUGCAAAGUCGAAAAUAUAGCAAGUUGAAAGCUGUUGCUGAGUUUGUAUACAAGCGACGCCGCGCUUGCGCAGGCCAAAGAUUUCCGUUUGGACACUUUAAGUACACUUCUUGGGGAAGGGCGCUUUUUGGUAUGAUAUCCGUCCCGGCAACCAGAUAGGAAUAGAACUCCGGAUCAACUAUUAUGAAGCUGCAGCGAGCAACUCGUCGUAUUUAUAGUCUCGACACAAAAGCAAAAUCAUGAGUCUUCUGCACGAAGUUUUGAAACAGAAACGAAGACUUAUCAGAGGAUAGUAAGUAUGUUUUUCUGUCCGGCCGAAGCAGGAGAAGGGUAGGUUCCUGCUGCCUUGAAAAGCAAAACACUCAUUCAGGUAUGUUAUGCCGGAGGUUUUAAGUGUGACCGUUGCAGACGUCGAGGGAAGGCAAAGACAACUCACUGUUGCAGUUACGCAAGUCGCAGACGGAUUUUUUUGAACGGAGCAGGGCCUUCAAAUUGAUACAACAUACCUGGUUAAUAUAUGUGGGUUUACUUUUGGAUGGGGAGCUAAUAAUUAAAAAAAGCGCACACGUCAUUCCAUUUUUUUUGGUAAGUCUUGAAAAUUUAAGCUUGCUGAUGUAAUCAGAGGAGCAAAUGGAAGUGCGGCAAAGUCAUGCCUUGGAAGCUCUUUCUUAAAGCAACUCACGGACUUUUCAUGAAUAGAGUUUGCUUCGACACAACGAGACCGAGGCAUGGGAAGUGCUGUUUUGAAGAAAUCCCAUCUGACCGACUCAUAGCAAUUGAAAAGCAACAAGCCGCAAAGCCCUAUCAGGGUGGAUAUCGCCACAAGGCUUCGGGUAAUUGAGAAACUCAUUAUUUGUAUAUCAGUCUGCUAUAUAAAGUAUCCGUUGGUGCUCUCCUUGAACAAAAAUGCUUGCAGUUUAAAUCAGUAAUAUUGAUUACUUGCUGCCUGUAGCAGGAACCACAACCAAUCCACGCGGCGUGGGCCGCGUGGGAAAAAAUGCUCCUUGAAGGGUUAAUUCGGUACCCGCGCCUGCAUUGGUUUAGGGUUUCGGGCUUCUAAGGUUGAGGGUUUAGGAUCGUCGGGCACGGGAUACUCUUCCUGGCCCCCCUCCCACUCCCUGCGCGCCCUCUGUGGCUUUAUCCUGUGCCCGUGCCUCCGCUCCCUCUCGCGCUUGCCUGGUGUUUCUUCUCGCCGACCCAUGUGCCACCCCACGGCCAUCGCUCAUGUUGAUGCUCUACGUAGCUGGUUGGGCUUUUGAGAUUUUUUGGAAGUUGCUGAGGCCCUUCGGGUCGUUGGGAUCGAAGGGUAAGGAGUUGCGAUUCCUGUAUUCCAUCCCAAUCCUUUUCUCUUGUGACCUCGGGAAGAAGCCGCAUGAGGCAGGAGGCGUCAGAUUUGAAGAAAAAAGCGCGAUCUUUAGAUUGCAGUGGUUCAAAAAAAGGGCAAGAAAAACCAACACCUUUGAAGACGGGCGAGCCAUAUUGGGCUACUUUCAUGCCUCUGCUGGGUACAAGGGGACGCCAAGAGAGGCCAAGCGCUAUACUUUUGAAGCAAAAAGACGUCCUUUUGGUUGUUCUUGCUCUUUUAGGCCUCAGGCAAGAUCCGGAAAAAGUGGGUCGCAAGAUCCGAAAGAAGCCAAGGGCGGCUACAAAGUUGGCCACUGUUGGUCUUCUGCCGGCCGAGCGAGGUCCGGAAGAACGCAAAGAAAAGGGCCCGCUUCUACGAUAGUGCGCACAUUUGCGCUUGGGCUUCCUCAGAGGUGUUAAAAAAUAAGUCGCUUGCGCAUCACGAAAGCGCUCGCUUUUGGCCAGAUCCAGAAGACGGCAGAGGAGUUGCUUUCUCGUUAUAAAGGCGGCCACUCUUCUUGGCUCCCUGCGGAAGGGGUGAUCCCGGAGGAAAUUAAAAAGCCACUUGCUUCUUUACAAAAGUGGUCAUUUGUGCCUUCUACUGGAGGGGCCAGAGCUGGAAGAAACCAAAAGAAAAGCGCGCCUGUCCUUAGAAAAGUGGGCGCCUCUGGAGUCUUCCAGAAGGGCCAGACCUUCCGGAGGCCCGAGAAGCAUCCAGCCGCUUUAGCCAAAAUGCGCCAUCGAAAGUGCCGCGUUUCAUUUUGAGCCUUCAGGAGAUUUUAAAGGCUGGGCCUUGAGGAGGUUCAAAACCUUCUGAAGGGCAAAAGGUCGCGAGCUGCCGAAUUUUCUGAAGGUUUUUUGGACCCAAACGUUUCAGAGGGUUGAGAGAACACCUGCAGAAGGUCCAGACCGCCUGCGGGGGAGAAAAAGAAGCUAUACUCUUCCGAGACUUGACCCAGUUCUGUUUUUGUUUCGGUCAUUUUUUUACGGCGCUCGAAUGUUCACAAGGUUUUUGCCCGUCUUCAUGCGGCACGCCAUUCGAGCCGUGGGCAAAUGUGAGCGCACACUCCCGAUAUAUGAUUCACUAAGCCUGUUUCUCCUUUUGGACCUCUGGCCGUUUUCCACUUAUCUUAAUCAGUACCCCUUGUUUGGUAUACCAAAGCAUCGCAAACGGAGCGCAAUGGCCUUCCCGUUGCCACAUGUGCGCAAUUCGAUGGCGUGCCAUCGUUCAAAAAGCCGGCCAGUGCUCGUUCGGGGCGAAAAAGUGGAUUGGAAAGGAGCCCCAUUUUCUUCAAAGACAGCAAAAACAGGAGGCCUCCAGAAGUGGAAAGGCCAAAAAAGUCAAACUUUGCGGCUCGGCUUGCUUUGUUUCGGAAAAGGAGCAACGGCAGUUUGAACUACGGCUGAUGGCGUGGAGCGUUGCGUGGCUGAAAUGUUGCCACCCGGGAGGCUGUCUGACCGCUUCUGGGCCAGAAUAUGAAAAAGACGCAAACUCUCGAGUAGCACAAGCCACCCAAAAAGACUGCGAAACUCGUGCCCGGACCAUCGGCCGCUUACAAAUUGAAGGCGAUGCCUUUAGCUUAAAAUGCUCACUCCGUUUGGAAAGUGCGACCCGGAAGAGGCCGCACAUUGUCCGGGCCGAAGCAAUAAAAAGAACGCAUUACUUCUCGGAGCGGACGCGUGCCCUUCCUGCCCAGUUUUCGGCCUCGUUGAGGGCCAGGAAUUGCGGCGCUUCCCUUUCUUACAAACGCUUUACUUGGGCGGCCCAAAAGGACUGCCGGGAAACGCGAAAACUACGCAAAUCCGUGGGAUUCGUCGGCUUUUGCCGGUCCGCCUGCUCUGCUCGCGCAUAGACCUUCGCGCUGACUCGGACGCUAUGCGCGCUUUUGUGUAUCAGCAUCAGCCCUUCCGGCGCGACCUGCAUAAACGAACUCGGUAUUGAUAGUCUAUUUCCAUCUCCGUUUACACUUCUUCGCCAUAUUUCCCGUGUCUGAGAAUAUAACGCGCCUGCAUUUCAGGCGUCAUGUACCAUCACGGGAGCACUCAAACCGCCAGGCUCGAGUAUGCGUUCGAAGAGGCCGUCUACUGCCGAGCAAGAAGGAGCAAGUUUAUAGUGCGGCAAUUUUCAACUCAAUGCGGUACAAGGUUCGUCCACGCCCUUACUCAUGUUGCAUGAUCAUUUGUUACAUAGAUAAGAAGACGCAAAGGGUAUGCUUGCUCUUACGUGCCAGUUAGGAGCGCAUCUUCCAUAUGAUAUUGAGGAGAAGGAGUAUACAACCAAGUUUCACCGAGACACGCUAUCAGACGAAGAGUGCGUGGCGUUUACAACACUUUGCCACGAAUACUGCACAACUUUUCUAUAUUUCAGGCAAAAAGUUUUUUUACCCAAUAGAUAGAUAGAUAGCUAGCUAGCUAGCUAGCUCUACCCGGCAGGAAGACAAAACUAGUUCUAAAAAAUUAUUUACCUUAUGCGAUCAACAGGCUCGAGAAUUUGUCUUCUGAAGUCAAAUGACUCAGCACGCCUUCUAUUAAGUCCCCUAAAGUCUGGUCUGCUAAUCCAGGCGGUGGCAAUUAUUUCGUGCCAGACUUCUAAACAAGUUUUCUUGCCUCUUGGCGGUAGUUUGUCUAAUAGAGAGCCCCCAGCUCGAGGCGGCGCCGGCGGCGCCACCUAGAACCCAGUUUGCGUCUUGGGCGGCGCCCCCAGGUUUGCGUGUUGGGCGAUUUUUGAAGCGUAAAAAAUUUUGGGCUUCGCGCGAUUUUCGGAGAUCAGAAAAGUUUUGGGCUUUGCGCGAUUUUUUGAAUUUUCAAAAAAGGGCGAUAGUGCGAGGGUGCUAGAGCGAGGCGGACCGCAAUCGAGCUUCCCUUCACUGCUAAAACGGGUGGCGUUGCGUCACUCGAGAUGCCUGGCUCUCAAUGCAAUGCAAUGCAAUGCAAUGCAAUGCAAUGCAAUGCAAUGCAAUGCAAUGCAAUGCAAUGCAAUGCAAUGCAAUGCAAUGCAAUGCAAUGCAGACAAUCGACCUUCAGGAACUCAAUGACAGGACGAGGGCAGCUCUUCGAGCUCGCCUGACGCGGAGUUUUUGUCUAAGAAGCUCGCGCUGCAUUGAAUUUUCAAAAAAGUUUCGAAGUUUGCGAAUUUAUUCGAAAAAUUUCAGAAAUAUUCAGGAGGUGGGCGAAUGUUGGGAACUCGUGAAUAUUUUGGACAUUGGCGAAGUUCGGAAAAGGCUGUGGAGAUAGGCACCUUCACAAACUCGAGCAUAUUUUUAAUUUAUGAAAGCGGGCAAAGUUCUUGCUCUACUUCUAGUUCGCAAAAAAAUUUUUUAAGUUUGGCAAUUUCAACAGCCCGAAGAUGUUUUGAAAGACAAAAAAAAGUCUGCAGCUGCGUUGCGCGAUUUUCUUUCCCCGGGGCGCUCGUUCAUCUUCCGCAGCGCAGCAAUAGGAGACAUAUGCCAUGCCUAGGCGACUAUAUACUAACUAUAUAUAGUUCAUCGUCACACUUAACUAGCCACGUACGCUUCGCGUUUGCCUGUAGAAAUGUUAAAGAAUAACGCAGCACAGGGCGCCAAGGAAUAGAAGGACGGGGCAGUAGUCGCUCGAAAAACGAGAAAGAACUAGGCGCGGACGGGCUUCCCCUGGCGAAGCAUGUCGGCCCGGCGCGCCGCGACCCGCAGGCCUGAAUGAUCUUGCCUGGCUGCGCCUUUCGGCGUGCCGGUUUGCUUCCGCAGGGGCCGUGGAAGUCCGCGUGGCUUGCUGCAUGUCCUCCGUUUGCCCCUGCCUGCCUCGAUCCGUCCGGGUUGCCGGAGGUGCCUGGCAGGACCCUCUUGGGGCCACUCGGCUUCGCCUGCAUGCUGGGGCCCGCAGAAGACGGCGCCGCCAAGGCCUUCCGCCCUUAUUGAGGCCCGGUAUGUUAGGUGGGUCUAUCUCCUGGCUUUGGCUUUUCAUUCAGGGCGGCCGCGGUUCGGGUCGCGCGCGCAGCGCGAAAAGGUCGGUCUGCUCGUUUCUGCGGAUCGCCAGCGAGAUGGUACGGAGAAGGGGCGCGCGAGCGGAGGAAGUGGGGGGCGCCGCGAUCUCGAGCGCCAAGGGUUGAAGCUAGAAACACUCGCACAGCAGACAUCGGACGCGGAAGCAACUUGCAGCCCCAGGAGGGCACGUGCUGGCUUGUCACCACACAUCAGAAGUCGCUAGCUUUCUGCGCUAUUGUGCCUCCGCCGGCUUCCCGCCGGUGGGGCGCCCGACUUUUUUUUGCGAUUGCGCAGCCAGUAUGUGGUUGUAGGUCUGCGCAUUUCCAUUUGUUUCUAUCUCGAUUGGGAACCGUCUCUCCUGUGCCUGAACAAGUACCGGUCAAUGCGACUAACGGAAAAGGCCGCGCUCUUGCGUCGUGCCAUCGCCAAGAAAGCGACUGGCUUCGGAGCGAAAUAACGCCCCACCUCAACGUGCAAGAGCCAUGGCGCACAGUAUGGUGAUCUAGAGGAGUGUUGCGCGUCGCAAAUGAAUUAUCUUAGGCCUUGGCAAAAAUAUAGAUUUGGAUCUUGAGGGGCUCGCAGGGCAAUUUGUAAAAGUCACGCCAAGUAUAUCGAAGAAAAAAACACCAUCACAAUCACAAAACUCAAAUUUUCAAAAUUUUUGACCAUCAAAAUUAAAAUUUCGCUGGACUUUCGCGGCACUCCCGAACCUGUUGUAUCUGGUUUUGAGUGUUGAGUUUUGCAGCAGAUGAUUUAUGAUAUUGGCUAUUGGCGGUAAGCUAGCUAGUUAAGAAGAGAGAUUUCUGAAGACAAUCGUUCAGCUUCCAGCAGACGAACAGUGGUAGAUGGGGUUGUCGCCCUCUGGCCCCACCUGGGGCCAGAGGGCGACAACCCCAUCUACCAAGCUUCGUCUGCUGGAAGCUGAUCGUUUGUCUUCAGAACUCUCUCUUAACUAGCUUACUCAAACCGCCAUUUUUGACAUAACCAAAUAGCUAACACAAAAAUAAAUACAUUCGCAUUCGAGAAUUGAAAAGUAUUUUCUUACCUGAAAAUCAAAAUAAUUUUUUGUUCAGCUCCUGCAAAAUUUUGAAAAUUUGAAUUUUGUGAUUGUGAUGGUGUUUUUUUCUUCGAUAAAGUAGUUUGUGUCCUCGAUACGCGCAGACCGUCGAUCACAGAACGCGCUCGGUUCAGUCAACACGGGAAACAGGCACCCAAAUGCCAAAGAAAGGUACGACAUACGGCCAGGCUCUGCGGCCGACAAUAUCUUGUAAAGCAUGAGUCCACUUCUACGCUGAUGAAGUGAUAAGCUGCAAGUUCUUCGCGUAGCAAGCAUAUUUUUGAUUAUCUAUGAGUAGUAUCAUGGUGGUAUGUACACGUAGGGAGGUCACGAACGUUGUAAGCUCGCGUCUUUUUUGCCAUCUAGUGCGAAAAACGACCGGCAGUUUUGAAGCGGGCGGAGGUGUUUGCACACGAAAAGCCACGCAGUUUUGAGCUGGCCGGGGCUUUGUUCCGAAACAAGCCCCCCCGAAAUUGCAGCUAUUGCCGUGUAUAAAGACGACGCAGAGCAGGAGCCCAAAACAAAGUGGCGCCUUAGGGCCUGCCGAUUCGAGGGGCAGAAAAAACAGCGGCGUGAAAACAAAAAACCAGCAUGCUGUGGGCCUCAUCUUAGCCCACAGUUGAAGACAAAAAAGCGGCCAGCAAAGUCGGCUACUUGUAGGGCCUGGAGCAGGCCAAAAGCAAACAACAAAAAAAGGACGCGCCGCCAAAAGCUGAAUGCAUGCUGACUGGGUGCUCACGGAGCCGGCCCGGGCGGGCGCCCGGGCGGGGCCAUGGCUACCUUUUUUGUUUCCCAAGAGCCUCCUUUGUUAACCUUGUAACCCUCUGCGCGAUACCCCGCGCACAGGCCCCCAUUUUAACGCGAACCUUUUUAACGCGCAAUGCCCAGCGUACCUUUUUAACGCAAACAGGCCCCCUGCUUAACCCUCUGCGCAAUACCCCGCGCAGGAUAGAUGGUGAUGAUGAUGAUGAUGAUGAUGAUGACCAAGAGUUUACCGCUUUUCGCCCUGUGCCAAGAAUCGAAGGCCAGGGCGCCGCAUGUUCCAGGCCCGAUUUCGGGCACCCAAGGGGUCGACGCUCGCGGAGGCCCAGCCUGGGCCACUGCAGGUGGGCCAGGUUUUUUCUUUUAGUUGGCAUGGGUUUGCCGCCUUUCGCCAGAAACCGAAAGCCAGGCCGCGCACUCUUGGCAAGGUUUCUGGCCCUCAUGGGGCCGCCCUCCUGGUGGCGGCUCAGCCGGGGCCAGGACCAGCCUGCGGGAAAGCGUUCUGCUUCUGAAAGCAGCUGGGGAGGCUAUAAAUCGCCUACUUCACUCGCGAUAUUGAUGGCGUGCCGCAUCAUGCGGAAGAAUGAUUUGCGCGAGGUCAUGGCGGUCACAGAAGGACGCGGUCAAAGGCCGCGCAAAAAAACCGCCCUGGCCGCACUACCCCCCGAGCCGGCUACUACUAAUAAAAUAUAUUGGUAGCCAGUGGCGCCGAAAGAACGUGCGCCGGCGACUCUGUUGGCGUUUAGGUGACAAGCUGGGGGAUUUGUCCUCUCUAUGUGCUGAAGUCACAAGACUUCUACUUACUUAAUAUGUCUGGUGAGUUUUUUGCCACCGAAGCAGCAAAACGAGCGGCAGUUUGUGUGCGGCCGGAAGUCUUUUCUCCACAUAGAAAGGCUGCGGCUUCUUCUAAGCUGGUAGGGCUUAUUUGCCGCCGAAUAAACCUGCCUGAGUGAUAAUGUUAAUUCUAUAUCCGCGACGUGAAAAAAGAAAAAGAACGCAAGGGCGCCGGCAAAAGUGGCGGCCUUGUGAGGCACCCACCGCCUGAGAUAUCGGCGGCUUGCGGCGCUCAAAAAGGGGCGCAAGGAACGCGCCAGCACGAGCGAAACAGGUGGGCCGCCUGGCGCGGGCAGGAUUUCGGCGCAUCUCCAAGGGCCAAAAGGGCCGCCAUUAAGGCGGCCACCUGUGCGGCGGGCAGCAGGCCAAAAGCUGUGCGCUCUAGACGGAAAAACGCCCCAAAUAAUACAGGAGCCGGCAAAACCCGACAGCCGGCCUGCCAUGCUAUUGGCCCGACGCCGGGCGCUCAUAGGUCUGCGGCCGGCGGAGACCCCUGCGUUUGGGGGCGACUUUCUUUUUUGAAGACAAACAGCCAGCGCGCGACUUUUUGGCCCCAAUACUAACUUCCUGCCACGCCACGAAGACCAAUAUAUUUAUAGGCGCGGCGGCGCAGUUCUCGAGACAGAGAGCGCGACUGUUCCGCUCAUUGCGCUGCGCGAAAAAGACAGAAGGACGGGCCGUAGCCAGCCAAACAAAAAAAACCGCACUGACGUCACUACCCCCGCUGAGGCGGCGUAGUGUAUAUUGUAAAUCGGCUUUUUUGGAAAAAACUGGUCGCGCGCGCUACCAUAGCGUGACCGCGUGUCAGUCUCAACAAAACAAAACAGGAGUGGUUUACGUGAGCGACGAGCACGAUAAAGUGAUCUCAGGCACGCGGUAUUUCAGCAGUGCGGACCUUUUUGCGCUCAGACUCGAAAAAAUCCAAGUCAUACAGUGCCAUGCUCGGGGUAUGUUUGCACGGAGACGCGCGCGCAUGCUAAGACAGGUGAGUACUAUGCUAUGUGCUUUUCUGUUCGCGGCUAAGACCGUAGCUAUCCUACGAGACUCGAAGAGCUGCGCCCGCUAGGCCUGGCAACACAAACUUGCGCUAGAAGGAGCAGAGUUCACAGAGUUCCAGGGCGGGACUCGUUUUUAUGGCGGGGGAGAGCACCUCCGACGCCGACCCCUCCUUUUGGUUUUGCUCCACUUCUUACAUGCGUCAGCGUGUGAGAACGCAUAGCACUGUCAUUCUGGGGGGGGGAACCCCCCCCGUUCCAGCGCGCAUUGCUGUGACCGUGUGAGAAGCUCCCCUUUUUUCAUCCUGGGGGAGGAGACCCCCCCACCCCACCCCACCCCCGCCUCCCUCUUGUAUCGCGCACUGUGAUCAACGUGUGAAAACCGGCAGCACUUUCUUCCUGGUGGGGGAAGACCCCAUCCCACCCCCCCUCCCACUUUUCCAGCGCGUGCUGCUAUGACGGUGCGGCAACCUGCACUAUGUUCACUCGGGGGGGGGCGAAAUCCGCCCCGACAUCCCCGUGACCUCCAUGGGGGUGAAGCCCCUCGGCCUUUCCGCCCGUAGCGAGCGGCAGCAGGCCAGGAGUGCAGCCCCGCCCGAUAGCGCUAGGGAAGCGGCGCCAGCGCAUGCUGGGCAAGCGGCAGCCGCGAGGGAAGCGAAAGCCGGCUAGCGCAGGGAAGCGGUAGCCGGCUUGCGCAGGGAAGCCGUAGCUGGCACUCUGAGUACGGUGUCGUUCCGUUGAGCAAGCCUCUGCCAAAGUGCCUUCUGCCUUAGUUCAGGCUGCUUCUUGUUGCCCUGUCCGGUUGCUAUGAUGGGUAGGGUCCCUCUCCCUGCGUGGCUAGGUGCUGCUACACGACGGACCCCGCAGAGGCAGGUGCUAUCCCACGGAGGCUGACUCGUUACCCGACUCGCCAUGUCAAGCCCGGCCCGGGGGCAGGCCGGCUCGUGCCCGAACGUACGCCCAUACAUAGUAAUGGAUCCGAUGCCGUUCUUUCACCUGGGCCCGGCCUGAAAAGAGUGGCUCCGGAAUACCUCGCGGGGCGCCAGGAGCUAUGCGUUGGAUCUCCGCUGGCUGCAUUGCCAGGAGUGUAGGAUACCUGCCGGCCGAUGCGACGGCGCUGGACCACGUUCCACAGCCCCAUGCUGCACCCUCGGCGUGCUCUCGUCGGUCCGACGCCUGAUGCAGCUGCCCGUCAGGGCAAGCGUACGCAGGAGUGGGCUGGGCUAGGUGCGGCACAUUCGUCGCACCUCCUUGCCAGGCCGCGCACCCUACCGGCGAGAUGGGGAACACCAUCCACCCCAAGGACACGUGGCAGAGCUUGAGGAUUUAUUUUUGCGGUGCUCUAAAACAUUUCCAUCGUGAUGAAGCGAUGACAAACAAACGCCAGUACUACUACUUCCCCAAACCACAGCGUAGAGACGAGAGCGCGCAGCUCGCAGUCGCGAAAGAGCAGAGGAAGCAGCUGGAGGCCGAGUUGCGACACAAGCGCGAGUAUCCGCUGCAAGCGCGAGCACCCGCCUGGAUCAAGAAAAAUGCAAAUUCUUGCGCUUGCUGCUGCUGUUUGUGUGCAAUGAGAAUGACGAGAACAGUGGCGCUUCAAUUCAUCACAUGGAUUGGCGUUUAUGGGAAAAUUAUUAUGAGUGUGCUGCAGGGAACGUCAAGCUGAAAGCAGCGGACAUUGCCCAAUUAUGGCGGUUCGCUGUUUUUUUGCUGUAUCUUUUAUGACGAGCUCGUAUCAAGAAAAGAGUCAAAGAGUUGGUAGAAAUGAAUGGUUGAGUAUGAGCGUCAGACGGAAGGUAGCUAAGACGUGAUGAGUAGCGGAAUUGCCUUAUGUACUCAAGCACACGCAUUGUAAGCACUCUUGCAUUUUCUUCGACUCAGAUAUGUUUGCAAAUGAAAACGAGAUUCAGCGGCGCAUGCAUCCCAGGACGUACGAAGACUUCGCAGUUCUGCACAAAGAAUUGGAGAUGUGGCGAGUAAAAGAAACCCGAAGAAUAAAAGAAGGUAGAACUGUGGUAGUUGUUUUCUUUGCCUUCCUGAGGUUGCCCUCAUGAAACAAUUCUCAUCUUUGCAAAUAGCGCUCGUCUAUUUUGCGCGACAGACUUUUUGUUUUUACACCGCAUGCAUUAUACCCAAAAUAGAUCUGGACACCAGUAAGGAGCAGAAGCACCAAGCCUUGGAGCAGCUGCUGCACAAAGAGACGAGGUUGCUGCAGACCCUGGACAAGUUGAAGACUCAGGCGCACAAGCAAAACAAGGGCGCCAAGGUCCGAAAACAGCUCGAACAAAUGUCACAGCGUAUCCUGGGUAAAAACCUCAAAACCUCGCCGCGUGGCACGUACGCAGCAGAGAAGUCCACUUUAUUUACUACAUCGCGCAGAGUUCGGGUGUGAACUUACUGCCUGACCGUCUUCGGAGGUGGUUUCUAGAUCCAGUCUGUGUGCCGGUUUUUACGUCGGCGCGACUUAGGGUGCAUGGGGUAAAAAUACGAAUGGCCACGCCGGCGUGUCCGGCUACCGCUUACCUGACGUGCACAAUGCGCGAAGUUGAAUAAAGUCAAAAGUCUGUUUUUGUGUAGUCUACUCCAUGCAUCGGGCGAUAUUGUCUGGGGUGGUUUUUGGACAGGAUACCUCCAAAGGUGUGGCGGCAAAGUGAUAACGAGAUUGUACGCAAGACAUUUGAGUGGCUGUCUCUCCGUUGUCCCGGUAACCUCACAUGGAAGACAUAUCACAGACGCAGUGCUGUGUGGGAUUGGUUGCAGAUCGAUUUGCAAUGCGAAAAGCUCAAUUGAACAGAAAAAGCAUACAACAUCGUGAUUGGGUUCAGAAGCAGCUGCAGGAGACGCAGGCUGUUUUGACCAGUUGCGGCCGUGUGCGCAGCAUGACGAGCUUGCGUUUUUAUGCAAAAUGAAAGACUCAAUGAGGCACUCCCACUUGAGCUUCCAAUGGAUUUCUUGUGAGUCGGAUCGUGGCAAUGGAGAAUCAGCUAUCUGGCGCGUAUAAGCGACAACGGUCCACACACCCUACACCACUAGGGCAAAAGAACUGCUCGACCUCUUAUGAUCUGCAAGAGUGAUGUAAUCGCUUCCGACACUGGCCUCGCUCAUUUCCUCCAGCCGUUUUUCUAUGAGUGCGCAUGUCUUGUUGCAACCAGUUGUUAUUUGGCAGCAUAUAUAUGCUUAGCAUAACCACGGCUGCGCGACUAUGCCACUGUUGCAACGCAUACCUCUACAACGGCCUCAAUUUGCCCCUCCUGUCUAUUGACGAAAGGCUCGACGUGCUGCUACACGUAUAGCUUUGUUCUUUUUGGUCUUCGUUUUUUGACUCUCGGAGAUCGGACCUUCUGGCUAUCUCUUUUAUUCGUCGCCACCUCUACCUCUAGGCAAAAACAAAAAGUCGUCUUGCCAAACACAUCAUGCACAGAAGUGGAUCGUGAUGUAUCGGCCGUCGUGCCUCUGCCGACCGGCUCUCGUACGAGGGAUCUGGUAUUAAGAAUAAAGAGAAGAACUGGAAUAAAAAAAAGAGAGAGAAAACUCGUUUAUGCGAUACUGGCCGCCACGCAAUUUCUUUUUCUACGCAUUCGCCGUGGCGCACUAAAUUUACAUGGGUCGCCGGGAAAGGUCGGCGGGCCAAACACACAACGCACGGAAGUGAGACUAUGUGUCAGCCGUUGCGCUUCUUUUACCGAGCGAUCCUCGUACGAGGGGGAUUGGGCGUGAUGCUAGCAAUUUACAUCGGUUGCCCUCGCCGCGCCACCUCUAGGCAAAAGGUUGCCGCGCCAAACAUACAACGCACGGAAGUGAGUCGUUUUCGUCAUGUAUCAGCCAUCUCGCCUUGUCUACCGUCCGAUCCUCGUGCGUGGGGGAUCGCGCGCUGCCCUUCGUGUCUAGUACUGGCUAUCACGCAGUCUCUAUGUAGUCGCUGUUCCGCACGAAGUUUGCGCUGGUCGUCGUGCCACCUUUAGGUAUAUUGAGGUUCUUGUCGUUCCAAACCCACAACGCACGGAUGUGAGUCAUCAUUUUUAUGUGUCUACUUUUCGGCCGUCGCGACUCUACCGACCGAUCCUGGUACGAGGGGAAUCGGGCGUGUCCCUUUGGAUACAAAUAAGUACGCACCGCACGACGGCAGUGAGUGGUCACUAUGUAUCAGCCGCCGCCGCGCCUCUACCGACCGACCCUCGCACGAGGGGAAUCAGGCGUGGCUCUUUGGAUGCAAAUGUAAGAAAUCAUAUCCAGAAUGAGUCCGAGUUUAUUCCUGAUUCUUAGAUCAAUUUGCAAUGACGUCUGCAGGUGAAGUGGACGGUAAAGGAGUUCGACUGCAAUCUGACCAGAGACAUAGUCGACUUGAUUGAUCGAGAAGCCGACAUGUUGAACCGAGGCCGCAGCGAGUCGAGCUUCGCUGGCCUACGAAAACGGCUGGCAAACUUGUUCCUCCAAUUUGUCGAAACGCCGGACUUCAACCCCGAGGCGAGUCGAUUCCAGCAGGUUCCGCGGGACAUGAUUCGUCAGACCGCAGUGCAGCCGCUGUCUACCGUUCCGCUCAACACUGCAGUUGGCCGAAAAUGA